CCAGUUCUGCUCCGUCACUUCACAAACGAAAACCAGACAGCUUCGUCUUCUUCAUCUUCGAAUCUUUUUCGAAUCUUCUGCACCUUCGAGCGCAAGAAAAAUGUCGGGCCGCGGCAAGGGAGGCAAGGGGCUUGGCAAGGGCGGCGCGAAGCGGCACAGGAAGGUCCUGCGCGACAACAUCCAGGGCAUCACGAAGCCGGCGAUCCGGCGGCUGGCCCGCCGUGGCGGGGUGAAGCGGAUCAGCGGGCUGAUCUACGAGGAGACCCGCGGCGUGCUGAAGAUCUUCCUGGAGAACGUGAUCCGCGACGCCGUGACCUACACGGAGCACGCGCGCCGGAAGACGGUGACCGCCAUGGACGUCGUGUACGCGCUCAAGAGGCAGGGCAGGACCCUGUAUGGCUUCGGCGGCUGAAGAGCGCUGUCGUGAUUUCGCUGUUCGAGGGUUCUUAGAUAUAGUUUGUGAUGUAGUUGUAGUGGGUUUUUGUGCUUCAGAUGAAAUGAACUUGUGGGUUUAGUUUCUGGUUCUAUGUAUGAAUUGGAUCUAUAUUUGAGUGAAUAGAAUUUCAGCUUUAAAAAGAUAUUUUGCC
Eucalyptus grandis is the source of this 587-nucleotide messenger RNA. RefSeq names its product histone H4. The record is from RefSeq and is a predicted model, not a curated record. Gene Ontology annotation, cellular component: nucleosome. Gene Ontology annotation, biological process: nucleosome assembly. Lineage: Eukaryota; Viridiplantae; Streptophyta; Magnoliopsida; Myrtales; Myrtaceae. The coding region runs from base 101 to 412 and encodes 103 amino acids. Gene Ontology annotation, molecular function: structural constituent of chromatin; protein heterodimerization activity; DNA binding. The transcript has a single exon.